UCGAAGCGGGUUUAAAAAAAUCCUUUCGAAAAUUUUGUACAAGCGCGCAAUACGAAGAAGCGGUUCACGAUUUUCAAUAUCAUACUGUCUUUGUCGAGCUGACCCUACCACAACUCAAUGCGCUCUCAAUUCGCGGCAGCUAUUAUUAUCUUGACCCGGUGAUUGAGCUCUCCUGCUCGCUAUCGUCUAAAGCCCCACUGAUUGGACCGACGGUUCCAAUCACGCCUCUCGCUCGCCGCUCAUUGGUCGCCCGGCCCCGCCUCUCGCCUCGAAAGCCUCUGCCAAGGGUAGUUUUAAACCCCACUUAUAUAUUUUUCACCCUUGCUUUACUCUCGCAUUCGUAGAGUUACUGACGGGUAGUACGCACGCGUUUCGACACAGAUCGUAGCGAUAUAAGUGAGAAAAGUUUUAGUUUCGAGUGUGAGUAAUUAAAUGAACAAACAAUGACAAUGGACGUUCAAAAUAAUUACCAAAAUUAUAAAGAACAGUCUCCAGAAUCCAAGGAGACCAGUUUAAAUAUUGAAAGUGCCAAAACUUCGCAAAAUAUAAAAUCUGAUAUGCAGUCCACAGUCUUCAAUCAAGGAAAGGCGUCGAAACGCUCUUUCGACGUCGCCUUCUUAAUGAUGCCGGAUGAAAAGGUUCGUCACAUACAACCGGAGAGACAGCUGCGAGUUUCUAAACAACUGUUUAAUACGGAAGAAUGGGAGCCGUCGAAGAGGAUGACUGACAUCUACAAACACAAUGAAUACUCCAACGACAAUACACUAGAUUCUAAAGAUCAAGACGAAGACCGAGGACGUAUGAACAACGACAUUUCUCCGGGUUUUGGUUCCGACGUAAACAUUGAUGUCGGUACGGAUGAAUAUCCAAGUAAGUCAAUAUAUUGCAGUGAUUCCGAUACCUCUGACCAAUCGAGAAGCCGACCCAAUUCGAACGAGAGUGCUGCGCGCCAUCCGAAGUUUUUGCCAGAAUACAAAAAUAAAAUAUUUGAUGACCCUACACUUAUAAGCAUACAGUCAAGAACAAGAUUUGAGAAUCGUUUUGGGGAAAAAUCUCACGAGAUGUCACCGAAAAGUGCUUUCACGAAAGUUUCGAAUUUCGUUCGCUCCCCAAACCCAUCGGUCAGUCCUGACAAUCUUCUCUACCAGAAUUCAGUAAGCCCACCGUUGUCUUCUUCCACACCACCAAGCUACAACAAAUCAAGCUUCAAUAAUCUACUGUCGCCCGCACAUUUAUUGAAUGGCCACAAUUUUUUUAAAGGACAAAAUGUACCAUCCACUUCCCCAAAUUAUCCUGAAUCUAGUCCCGUACAACGAACAAGUGGAUCAUUUAAAGCGAUGGAAUACCAAGGUAAACAAGAAUCGAAGAAUCCGCAAAUAUCACCAAAUAAAAUGAAUUUUUUGCCCUUCAGACCAGAGUUAUCUUACCUACAAGCGGGGCCGUCUUAUCCUUUUGGAGUUCAAAAUUUCCAGCCGCCUAAUCCUGAUUUCAUAAAAUUCUCCGGUCCCCCACGCGAGCCGGUGAACCCUUUGAUUGCUAAUCCCGCUGCAGCGAUAUUGAGUACGCUUUUGCCGUCAACCAUUGCUGCAUUCUCAUUGCCUGCGCAAAAUGUAUGUGCAAAAUGCAGCAUUAGCUUCAGAAUGACUUCAGACCUUGUUUAUCAUAUGCGGACACAUCAUAAAAGUGAAUCGACUGCCGAUCCGCAUAGGAGGAAAAGGGAAGAAAAACUGAAAUGUCCUGUUUGCAACGAGAGUUUCAGAGAGAGACACCAUUUGACCCGACAUAUGACAGCGCACCAAGAUAAGGAUGGUGACUUGGAUGAUGUAUCACCAACUCAAAAUUAUAAUAAAAAAAGUAAACAAUUCUACCCUCACAAUGGAGGUCCUUUACACCAUAAAUAAGUUUGUAACUUACCAUUUUCUAGAUGUAUUGAUGGCAACUUCCUUCUAUUCAUGACAAUUCGUAGAAAAUCUUUAAGACUCUUUCGAUUUUGUUAAACUUCUGUUAAUAAUACAGUUAUUUAAAAAUAUUGUUAUUGUUAUUAAAUAAUACUAUUCAUGUGCAAUAUUAGAUGUUAAGUAUCGAUUUUGUAAAUAUUAGACCUAGUAGCAAAUCAUCAUUAAAACAUUUUA
Bicyclus anynana (squinting bush brown) is the source of this 2132-nucleotide messenger RNA. RefSeq lists its product as uncharacterized. The transcript has a single exon. The coding region runs from base 444 to 1901 and encodes 485 amino acids. Gene Ontology annotation, cellular component: nucleus. The record is from RefSeq and is a predicted model, not a curated record. Gene Ontology annotation, biological process: regulation of DNA-templated transcription. Lineage: Eukaryota; Metazoa; Arthropoda; Insecta; Lepidoptera; Nymphalidae.